AGAGCUACGAGCGAUGAAUGAAUUGAAACCGUCUUGAAGAUCAGUUUGCUUUACAUGAAGAAAUCGGAGCGACCAAAGGCAUUGAAACGCGAAGAUGGGGUCGAUUUUAUCAGUAGCAUGCCCGAUGCUAUUCUUGUUUUGAUUCUAUCACGUCUUUUUUUCACCAAAGAAACAAUUCGAAGCAGCAUCUUGUCCAGCCGAUGGAGGUAUUUGUGGACUGCGGUUCCCUCUAUCCACAUACAUUACGAAGGAAAAUUGAAAAAAAACGAAUUCAAAGAGUUUCUAUAUUGGGUUUUUGUAAACAAAUCUGUCGAUUUGAAUAGUUUUCGGUUAUGCUGUUCAAAUUACUACAGUAUGUCGACGGUAGGGCGGUGGAUUCAUGCCGCCGUUACGAGAAAUGUCAAACAACUUGAAUUGACGCUUUGCCCUAACCAGAAUUAUGAAGAUAUUGAGAUGCCCCAUUGUCUUGUGACCAGCGGUUCGGUGGAGGUAUUAGAGUUGAAUUUGUCGCGACGUGGUCUAAAGUUACCCAAUAUUAUGGGGUUCCCGAGCCUUAGGGUUCUUGAAUUGGAAUGUGUUGACUUAUUGGAAGAUGACAAUUUGGUAAAACGUUUUCUAGAAAGCUGCCCAUUGCUUGAGGAAUUGAGUUUGGAUGACUGCAUCAUAAAUAAACUUGGUGUUCUUUGUAUUUCAUGUCUGAAGCUCAAGAAGCUAACCAUAUUUAACGGGAAUGAAGAUGAGGGCCUGUGUGGUAGCAUUAAGGUUUCCUGCCCAAAACUUGUGCAUUUGGAUAUAACAGGUCAUUUAGCUUAUAAUUUGUACUUUGAAUGUUUAAACUCCUUGAAGGAAGCUGCGAUUGACCCUGAAUUGGAAGGAAACAUCAGAUCUGUUUUGUUUCCUGGAAUUUCUCAAGUGGAAUCUUUGUUAACCGACAUUUACUUCUUCAGUCAGUGUAUUAAUGCUGCACGUGAUCCUUCUCUACCUAAAUUGAAGACUCUGGUGCUAACCACAACAAUUGAUGCCUUCAAUUUCAGUGAAUUCAUCCGAAUUCUCAAAUAUUAUCCGAAACUGGAGUCUCUCAAAUUGGUCAUCAAAAAGCAAUUUUAUGGACGGGAAGAGUGGGAAUUGCAUGAAGGUGACAGAAAGAGAAUCAUGACUCCUGAUCUGAAAAGUGCCGAGUUUUUUGAAUUCAAGGGAGAAAAACCAAAACUAGUUUCGGAUUGGGAUGAAGUUAGAUGUUUGGAAAUGGUUUUUAGUUGGGGUAAGAAAGUUACUUUUUUUUAUUAGAGACCGAUUUUUCUUAUGACAAACUGCGUAACCAAUUCAUGUUACAUGGUAACUAGAUUUCUUGGCUUGAUUUGGAUUUUUGCUUCAUUUUUAAGUAUUACCAGAAAUACUUGUUUUGCUCUA
This is a messenger RNA of Lactuca sativa (garden lettuce), 1410 nucleotides long. Its product is annotated as F-box/LRR-repeat protein 13. Lineage: Eukaryota; Viridiplantae; Streptophyta; Magnoliopsida; Asterales; Asteraceae. Gene Ontology annotation, molecular function: protein binding. The record is from RefSeq and is a predicted model, not a curated record.